Molecule: messenger RNA, 1826 nt
Organism: Capsicum annuum
Lineage: Eukaryota; Viridiplantae; Streptophyta; Magnoliopsida; Solanales; Solanaceae
Product: alkane hydroxylase MAH1
Exons: 1
Coding region: 201-1730 (509 amino acids)
Molecular function (GO): heme binding; oxidoreductase activity, acting on paired donors, with incorporation or reduction of molecular oxygen; monooxygenase activity
Source: RefSeq, a predicted model, not a curated record
UAAUGUAGUUGCCAAUCAUUAUCAAAAAUGUGUACAAUAAAUGUCAAACUCCUCAAGUAUGUUCCAAGUUCUUUAGAUUGGGGACCUCUUAAUCUUAUGGACAAAAUUUACCAACACUUACAUAAAACUUCACAAGGUUCUAGCGAAUUAGCAUAAACUACAAAAGUGAAAAAAAAAAAAUAAAAAAAAUCCAACCCUCAAUGGAUUUCCUGAUUGAGUAUUCUUUUCUUUUUUUGAUAAUUCUUUUUUUCACAUAUAUUAUAUGGUUCAUCCUAUAUAGAAGGACAAAAACAUCAGCACCAACAGAUUGGCCAAUCCUUAGAGAGUUACCAGCGGUUAUUAUGAAUUUUCAACGUGGUCAUGAAUAUAUGACUGAAGUUCUUAUAGAAUAUGGUGGCACUUAUGAGUUCAAAGGUCCUAUUUUUGCAAAUGUGGACAUGUUUUUCACUUGUGAUCCUGCAAAUAUCCAUCAUAUUUUUAGUAAAAACUUCUCAAACUAUCCAAAAGGACCUGAAUUUCGUAAGAUUUUCGAAAUUUUGGGAAAUGGGAUCUUCAACGUUGAUGAUGAAUUAUGGGAGCUUCAUAGGAAGACCACAAUGUCCAUAAUGAGCCAUGCAAAGUUCCAAAGUUUGUUGGAGAGGACUACGUGGGGUAUUAUUGAUAAAGGGCUUCGACCAAUUCUUGAUGCUUUUGCAAAACAGGCCAAAACAUUGGAUUUGCAAGAUGUUUUGCAGAGAUUCACUUUUGACUCUAUCACUAAAUUGUUACUUGAUCAUGAUCCAAGAAGCUUGUCAAUUGACUUGCCUUAUUUGUCAUAUGAAAAGGCAUUUGGGGUGGCUCUUGAUGCACUUCUACUGAGACACAUAGUGCCAGAACAUAUUUGGAAAUUGCAAAAAUGGCUUCGAGUUGGUUCAGAGAAGGAGCUCAUUCAAGCAUGUGAGGCGUUUGAUCAAUUCAUAUAUCCUUGCAUUUCGCGGAAGCUAGAGGAGUUGAUGCAUAAUAGUACAACCAAAGACGAGGAAUUUGCAUUUUUAAAUGCAUACAUCAAAAUGUACAAUCAAUGGAACAAUGGAGAUUUGGGUACUUUGCAAACAUUUCUAAGGGACACUUUCUUGAAUUUGAUGUUUGCUGGGAGGGACACUACAAGCGCAGCUCUCACUUGGUUUUUUUGGCUCUUGGCUAAAAAUCCCUUAGUAGAGAAAAAGAUAAGAGAAGAGAUUCAACAACAAUUGCAUGUAAAAGAGGAUGAAAACCUCAAGUUUUUCAACAAGGAAGAAUCAAGAAAAUUGAUCUAUCUACAUGGUGCUUUGUGUGAAACUCUUAGGUUCUUUCCAUCAGUUUCUUUAGAGCACAAAGUCCCACUUGAUCAUGACAUCCUCCCUAGCGGUCACCGUGUCAGUCCAAAAACAAGAAUGAUUCUACCAUUCUACUCGAUGGGGAGAAUGGAGACUCUGUGGGGGAAAGAUUGUCUAGAAUUCAAACCAGAGAGAUGGAUAUCUGAACUAGGAAGGAUCAAACAUGAGCCAUCUUUCAAAUUUCCAGCGUUUAACGCAGGUCCACGAACUUGUCUAGGGAAGGAAAUGGCAUUCACUCAGAUGAAAAUAGUGGCAGCUACCAUCAUACACAACUACAAUCUCCAAAUACUGGAACCAGAAAAUGUUUCUCCUACUACGUCUAUUAUCAUGCAAGUGAAAAAUGGUCUGAUGGUUGAGGUUACCAAAAAGGUAUAACAUAUGCAUGUAUUAGUAUACUUUCUUAUGUAUGUGGAGCAAAUCUUUAGCUCUUUCAAGAAAAUUCGAAUAAAACUGUUCUCUUUCUAAUUCAAA